Engraulis encrasicolus (European anchovy) is the source of this 4193-nucleotide messenger RNA. RefSeq names its product zinc finger protein 721-like. Gene Ontology annotation, cellular component: nucleus. The coding region runs from base 110 to 3700 and encodes 1196 amino acids. The record is from RefSeq and is a predicted model, not a curated record. Gene Ontology annotation, molecular function: DNA-binding transcription activator activity, RNA polymerase II-specific; RNA polymerase II cis-regulatory region sequence-specific DNA binding. Gene Ontology annotation, biological process: regulation of transcription by RNA polymerase II. NCBI's taxonomy places the organism in Eukaryota, Metazoa, Chordata, Actinopteri, Clupeiformes, Engraulidae. The transcript is spliced from 4 exons.
UUAAAGGCCCGCCGCUUUACAGUCAUAUUUCUUCAGACGACAAAAAACCCUGACUGCUUUUGGAUAAGUCGAAAAAGUGGAGUUUCAAGGUCUGUAGAACACUACUAAGAUGGCCUCUGCAAAAGUCAACUCUCCACUCCAGCUGAUGAGGAGCGUCAAAGAAGUGACGGAGGAGUUAGCUGAUUCUCCAGAACAACUGAACAUAAAAGAAGAGCGAGAAGAGUUCCCUGGUUCUCCAGAACAGCUGAAUGUAAAAGAAGAAACAGAGCAGUUCCCUGGUUCUCCACCUCAGCUGAGGAGCGUAAAAGAGGACAACGAGGAGACCCUGCGUUCUCUGUACAGUCUGAGGAGCGUAUCUGUAGUGCUGGUGGACUGCUGUAGACCACAAGGACGGCAGGAGAACAAUGAAGAGAACCACAGAGAUGCCGAGCCAAGGAAGAGAUCUGGUUUAGAGGAGACCUCAAAUAUGGCCUCUGCAGAAGUCAAUUCUCCACUCCAGCUGAUGAGGAGCGUCAUAGAAGAAACAGAGGAGCUCAGCUUAGCUGAUUCUCCAGAACAGCUGAACAUAGAAGGAGAAGAGACCGAACAGUUCCCCGGUUCUCCACUUCAGCUGAGGAGCGUAAAAGAGGACAACGAGGAGACCCUGCGUUCUCUGUACAGUCUGAGGAGCGUAUCUGUAGUGCUGGUGGACUGCUGUAGACCACAAGGACGGCAGGAGAACAAUGAGGAGAAUCACAGAGAUGCCGAGCCAAGGAAGAGAUCUGGGCACCUGCUACUCUGCAGUUCCAGCGGAGCGGAGUUUAGUGGAAAAACACAUUCUGCUGCCUUCACUACAGAGAGGCCGUACCCUUGCAGCCAGUGUGACAAGAGCUUUAGGACAAAAAAAAAUCUCCGAAACCACCACCGUGUUCACACAGGGGAGAAACCAUUUUCAUGCUUAUACUGUGAAAAGACUUUCUCAAUGGCUACUACCCUCCAGCUGCAUCGCCGCAGUCACACAGGAGAGAAGCCGUACGCUUGCAGUCAGUGUGACAAGAGCUUUAAGAGAAAAGAUGGACUCCAAAUCCACCAGCGUGUUGUUCACACAGGGGAGAAACCAUUUUCAUGCAAAGACUGUGGAAAGAGUUUGUCACAGUCCUCUCGCCUCCACACACAUCGUCGCAUUCACACUGGAGAGAGACCGUACGCUUGCAGUCAGUGUGACAAGAGCUUUAAGUCAAAACAACAGCUCCAAAUGCACCAGCGUGUUCACACAGGGGAGAAACCAUUUUCAUGCAAAGACUGUGGGAAGAGUUUCUCAGAUUCCUCUGCCCUCCGCACACAUAAUCGUAUUCACACAGGGGAGAAACCAUUUUCAUGCACUGACUGUGGAAAGAGUUUCUUGCAGUCUUUUCACCUCAACAUACAUCGCCUUAUUCACACUGGAGAGAGGCCGUACUCUUGCAGUCAGUGUGACAAGAGCUUUAAGUCAAAAGCAGAGCUCCAAAUGCACCACCGUGUUCACACAGGGGAGAAACCAUUUUCAUGCACUGACUGUGGAAAAACUUUCUCACAUUCUUCUAACCUCCACACACAUCGUCGCAUUCACACUGGAGAGAGACCGUACGCUUGCAGUCAGUGUGACAAGAGCUUUAAGUCAAAACAACAGCUCCAAAUGCACCAGCGUGUUCACACAGGGGAGAAACCAUUUUCAUGCAAAGACUGUGGGAAGAGUUUCUCAGAUUCCUCUGCCCUCCACACACAUAAUCGUAUUCAUACUGGAGAGAGGCCGCAUUCUUGCAAUCAGUGUGAAAAGAGCUUUAGGACAAAACAAAAUCUCCAAAACCACCACCGUGUUCACACAGGGGAGAAACCAUUUUCAUGCUUAGACUGUGAAAAGACUUUCUCAACGGCUACUACCCUCCAGCUGCAUCGCCGCAGUCACACAGGAGAGAAGCCGUACGCUUGCAGUCAGUGUGCCAAGAGCUUUAAGAGAAAAGAUGGACUCCAAAUCCACCAGCGUGUUCACACAGGGGAGAAACCAUUUUCAUGCAUUGACUGUGGAAAAACUUUCUCACAUUCUUCUAACCUCCACACACAUCGUCGCAUUCACACUGGAGAAAAGCCUUAUGUUUGCAGCCAGUGUGACAAGAGCUUUAAGACAAAAAGGGAACUCCAAAUCCACCAGCUCGUUCACACAGGGGAGAAACCAUUUUCAUGCAAAGACUGUGGAAAGAGUUUCACACAUUCUUCUAACCUCCACAGACAUCGGCGCAUUCACACCGGAGAGAAGCCGUACGCUUGCAGUCAGUGUGACAAGAGCUUUAAGUCCAAACAGGAGCUCCAAUCCCACCAGAUUGUUCACACAGGGGAGAAACCAUUUUCAUGCACAACCUGUGGAAAGAGUUUCGCACAUCAUCAUAGCCUCACUGUACACCAUCGCAUUCACACUGGAGAGAGGCCGUACGCUUGUAGUCAGUGUGGAAAGAGUUUCUCACAGUCUUCUAGCCUCCUCACACAUCGCCUCAUUCACACUGCAGAGAGGCCGUACACUUGCAGCCAGUGUAGCAAGAGCUUUAAGAGAAAGCAGGAGCUCCAAAUCCACCAGCGCUUUCACUCAGGGGAGAAACCAUUUUCAUGCACUGACUGUGGAAAGAGUUUCUCACAUUCUUCUAACCUCCACAGACAUCGGCGCUUUCACACAGGAGAGAAGCCGUAUGCUUGCAGCCAGUGUGACAAGAGCUUUAAGAGUAAAGAACAUCUCCAGAAUCACCAGCGCUUUCACUCAGGGGAGAAACCAUUUUCAUGCACUGACUGUGGAAAGAGUUUCUCACAUUCUUCUACCCUCCACACACAUCGUCGCAUUCACACUGGAGAAAAGCCAUAUGUUUGCAGCCAGUGUGACAAGAGCUUUAAGACUAAUGCAGUGCUCCAAGUCCACCAGCGUGUUCACACAGGGGAGAAACCAUUUUCAUGCACUGACUGUGGAAAAACUUUCUCACGUUCUUCUAACCUCCACAGACAUCGGCGCUUUCACACAGGAGAGAAGCCGUACGCUUGCAGUCAGUGUGACAAGAGCUUUAAGUCAAAACAACAGCUCCAAAUGCACCAGCAUGUUCACACAGGGGAGAAACCAUUUUCAUGCAAAGACUGUGGGAAGAGUUUCUCAGAUUCCUCUGCCCUCCACACACAUAAUCGUAUUCAUACUGGAGAGAGGCCGCAUUCUUGCAAUCAGUGUGAAAAGAGCUUUAGGACAAAACAAAAUCUCCGAAACCACCACCGUGUUCACACAGGGGAGAAAACAUUUUCAUGCUUAGACUGUGAAAAGACUUUCUCAACGGCUACUACACUCCAGCUGCAUCGCCGCAUUCACACAGGAGAGAAGCCGUACGCUUGCAGUCAGUGUGACAAGAGCUUUAAGAGAAAAGAUGAGCUCCAAAUCCACCAGCAUGUUCACACAGGGGAGAAACCAUUUUCAUGCACUGACUGUGGAAAGAGUUUCUCACAGUCUUCUACUCUCCUUGCACAUCGUCGCAUUCACACUGGAGAAAGGCCGUACGCUUGCAGUCAGUGUGACAAGAGCUUCUCUCAGUCUGGUAACCUUCAUGCACAUCGCCGCAUUCACACUGGAGAGAGGCCGUAUGCUUGCAGUCAGUGUGACAAGAGCUUCUCUCAGUCUGCUCACCUUAAGACACACUUGUUGUCACACUUGAGAGAGUAAAUCAGUUGCUGUUGCACUUCAGAGAGGCUGUACGCUUGCAGCCAAUGUGACAAGAGCUUUAAGACUAAGAAUCUCCUCAUAUGUCACCAGCACAUUGACACAGUAGAGAAACCCUUCUCAUGUGCUGACUGUGGAGAAAGCUUUAGGAGGAAAGCAGACCUUAAUAUCCACCAGAGGCUUCACACAGGAGACACACACGUGGGGGGAAACUCUACUUAUACAAAGACAGCAGGAAAUGUUUUAGGAGUGUACAUGAUCACUUUCCACCACUAACUGUAUUUCUCAAACCAAUGAGGGAAUGAGAUGGGUAAUUCUGAUCAGUAUUAACCCAUUGGCGCCUAAGCCAGUUCUUAGAAAAGGUCCCCAAUGCCUGAGGGUUUUCUGAGAUUAGAACAAUUGGUUGAAAACUCCUAUGAAAAAUUCAAUAUCUCAGCCUCUGGAACACAUAGGGACAUGGGAUGAAUUGCAUUUAAAAGGUAAAAUCCUCUGCUUU